ACGCCCACUCAGUUGAGCUUCGUUGGUCGUUUUGGCAUAGUUGUACCGGGCGGGCGUGCGGGUGAGCGAGUCGACGUUCUGGAGCAGAACGGCAGGAUUGCGAGCAGUGGUGAACAUGGAGGAGGUAAGGACCGGGCGAAUGUUGUUGCGAUGGAAAAUUGGAAGGUUGGAGGGAUGUUGUCGUAUGAACCAUUGGAAAACGGAGAUUUGCGUGGGCGGUGGCGAAUGACGUCAUGUGACGUCACAAUUAGAUAUUGUGACGUUAAACGACGUGAUAAAUGCGGUGGAGAUGAGGAACGGGCGAGUUUGGAUGCGAUGGAAUAUGAGGAAGGGGAGAAAAAUUCGAUAUUUUUAUGA
Anisakis simplex (herring worm) is the source of this 357-nucleotide messenger RNA. The record is from the annotation of a GenBank genome assembly. NCBI's taxonomy places the organism in Eukaryota, Metazoa, Nematoda, Chromadorea, Rhabditida, Anisakidae.